GAUUUAUGUACACGCGCUAUCAAUUUAAAGGAAUGUGGUUACGUGUCUUGUAUGAGGUUUUAGUUUGAAGUAUAUUAUAAUAACAUAAAGUCACAUUUGUCAUGGAAACUAAUAGAUGUGAUCCGUGCCAAAUCAGAAGAAAACUAUCAAAAGGAGUCGAGUAUUGCAAAACUUGCCAGGAAACAUUAUGUGAAGAAUGUGCAGAUGUACAUAAAAGCAGUAAAGCAACAAAAUUUCAUUUUCUAGUGAAUAUUAAGGACUUGAAUGUCACUUCAACAACUGAGCGUAAGUUGGGAAAGCUUCAAAAAUGCCGUUCCCAUCCUGAAAAAAAUGUCGAGUUUUUUUGCAAGAAGCAUAAUUACUUAAUAUGCAGUAAUUGUUUACUUCAACACCGAAUGGUUGACUGUUGUAACGUUAUUGAAAUAGACGUUGCAGGUGAAGCAAUCAUUAAGAGUGGGUUUAUAGAGAAAGUUAAAUCUGAUUUACACGCAAUGAAAUAUCAGCUUGAGCACGAUACACAGAGAAUAAAAAUUCAACUGACAGAUUCAAGAAAAGCAAACAUGGAAAUAAAAGAAACGUUUAGGAAAACAAAAGCUGCAAUAAUAAAGCUUUUUGAACAAUUGGAAAACGAUAUUCUGAACAGCAAUACCUUCGAUGAAGAACAAGAAAAUGGACAGCUGGAAAAUCUUCAAAAAGGAAUCAUUCAAAUGAUUGCUGACAUUAAUGAUGCCGAAGUAGCUCUUGAAAAAACAAUCUGUAAUGGAUCAACAUCUGAUGUGUUCAAAUGCAUUAUGCAAAUUGGACAUUUUCUUGAUGUGUGCGUGAUAAAAAACCAAAACAUGAAAGAACCAAUAUGGACGAGUCAGAACUCGGUUAAAAUAGCAACUGCAUUGCAAUUACUUUUAAAUCAAAAUAUAAAAAUGGUCGAGCGACGUCAAAUUCGAACCAAGUUUGUCCUAUCUGAAUUUUCUCCGCUCAAAACAACAUUUACAGAAUUACUCGAAAUAACAGCAAAUUAUAAUUUACAUGAAGUUAAUGAUUAUAACUGUCAAACCGGAGUUACUGCAAUUCUAAAAACUCAGUGUCCAACUCCGUCCAAAUUAUCUUUAUUGCAGUCGUCUCAGUUAUCCGAACAUAAAAAUAAUCGAGAUAACACUAAAGACGUCGACGCUGCGCAAUUUCACAAAGACACAAAAUCUUAUGGUGGUAUUAAAAAUGUCGAAUCUAAAGAAGUGAGUACAUGCAUACCACUUUUAAAAAAGAAAAUGUCUGAAAAUGAAAAAGGGUCUAUUGAAACUGUGAACGUUGAUAUCCAAAAGGCCCCUAUUCGAUUUGAAAACGUUAAUGUUCCCGAGGAAAAGAAAAUGGACAAGUGUAAAGAUACACUUAAAGGAAAAUAUCCUUAUGACGAAACAUGUACAAAGAAAGAAAAAGCGGUGAUGCAUGAUCAUACAAGAACACGCAAGGAUAUUCUGUAUAGUGACAAUGCAGCAACUGAUAUCGACGCUGUGAAUAACUCAAUGAAUUCUGUUACAACCGUGUGCAAUGAAGAGAUAAAAAAUGUUGAAGAUGAUAAAAACAAAGAAGGGGACAACAUUGACAAAAGACUAGAAAGAGACACGAAUGUAAUGUUGGAGAUUGAUGUACAAGAAAGUGACCACCCUGGGACAUUUAAAAUACCUGGAACUAAAUUAUCUAAAGCCAAAUUUAGCAUAACAAAUGAAUCCAACAUUAAAUUACCAUUGCCAGAUACAAAAAUAGGUGAUAUAUCAAUACUGGUAACAUCGAGUGAUAAUAUCAUAGUCUGUGACUAUCAUAAUGAUAAACUAAUGAUAUUUGAUGUGGUUCAACAAAAGAUAAAAGACAUGUUUGAGUUUCCGGCAAACAUGAUAAACAUAGAUCUUUUAAAAGAUCAAACUAUUGCCGUUUGUCAUGAAAAUUCAGCGCAUAUAACCAUGAUUGCUUUCAAUACGUCUUUUAAAAUAAUAGGAGUCAUUGAAACUGAGUAUAAAGCAAAGUGUGUGCAGUCAGUUGACGAUACAAAUAUGUUAGUUUCUAUGCGUGAUUCUACCGGUCGUUGGCAUUUACAUAUAUUAUCUAAUGCUGGCCAAUUGAUAGAAAAACUAAAUUUGAACAGAUCAAUUUUAGACUGUAAAAGCCUAGCUGUUCUUUCUUCCAAUGAGUUCAGAUUCGGUUAUAGAAUUUUACAGUGUUGCUUAACAGCGAAUUCUUUGUUCUGUUAUGAAAAGGAUGGGAAAGAUAUCUUCAAAUUAAAAUUGAAGUCCCCUGAUUGUGUUGCUGUUCAUGACUCUGGUUUCAUUUUUGUAACACAGAGACAAGGCUGCAUCCAUGUUCUUUCUUCAUCGGGACAGAAACUUUACGAAACAAAGUGUUGCAGUGAUGUUACAAGCAUUGCGAUCACUUCAUCUAUGGACAAAAUUUUACUAACUAGAUCAAAAGACAAAAGUGUUACGGUGCUAUCUGUUGAUGUGAAUAUUUAGAAUAUGUAUUAACUUGCAAAUUUAACAAAAAGUAUCUGUUUUUGUUUGUACAUAAUACCUUUACUUAUACACGUAUUUAAAAGUCAAAAUACCUUGAUCAUAAACUUGGUAAUAAUGUUAAAAAAUAAAUUGAAAUUGA
This is a messenger RNA of Ruditapes philippinarum (Manila clam), 2640 nucleotides long. RefSeq lists its product as uncharacterized. The transcript has 2 exons. Bases 102 to 2501 code for a protein of 799 amino acids. The record is from RefSeq and is a predicted model, not a curated record. Gene Ontology annotation, molecular function: zinc ion binding. NCBI's taxonomy places the organism in Eukaryota, Metazoa, Mollusca, Bivalvia, Venerida, Veneridae.